This is a messenger RNA of Musa acuminata subsp. malaccensis (wild Malaysian banana), 1276 nucleotides long. The record is from RefSeq and is a predicted model, not a curated record. Lineage: Eukaryota; Viridiplantae; Streptophyta; Magnoliopsida; Zingiberales; Musaceae.
GUUAAAAUUUCUUACAGAUAGAUUUUUUCCAUGAAUUUAUUUUUAAAAAAAUCAGUUUUUUCGUUGUCUAUACUUAAGUUACUUGGAGACGAGGUUUGUCGACCCACCUGGUAUGGCAUUGGACAUGUCAGCGGGUCCUCGCUGUGGACCAUGUCACAUGUGAGGUAGCUGACGAAGGUGGGUGUUCUCUUUCUUCUUUUUGUCUUCUACGGCGCCACGAAGACCCCAACACUCGCCACGUUUCCCCGACCUUCCCUGCGCGUCCGCCACCAGCCAUACAUGGACGACCGCCCAACGGCCCCUUCACCGCUCCUACCUAGCUCUCUUUCUCGCCUUCUUCUUCUUCUUCUACCGUUUCAUCCUCGCCACCGCUCUCCCGGGUGCCUACAAGUCCUUCUCAGUCGCCGACGAGGAUGUGGGCGCGGCCGCCGUAUGCGAAGGGCGGUGGGGGCGUGGAGGCCGGCAUCCGGGCGCUCUACCCCGUGAUGCUGGAGCCGCCAGAGCUGCGAUGGUCGUUCAUCAGGAAGAUCUACUCCAUCCUUUCCGCCCAGAUGCUCAUCACCGUCGCCGUCGCCGCUGCCGUCGUCUCCAUCCAUCCUGUCUCCCACUUCUUCGUCUCUUCCAGCGCCGGCCUCGGCCUCUACGUCUUCCUCAUCAUCCUUCCAUUCUUCGUGAUAUGCCCUUUGUAUUACUACUACCAGCACUACCCACUCAAUUAUCUUCUCCUCGGCAUCUUCACUGUGUCACUCGGCUUCGCUGUUGGAUUGACAUGUGCCUUUACAAGCGGUUGGAUUGACAUCUUCACUAUGUUUCUGUUUCCAAGAUCGAAAACUAUGCUGUCUAGGUCAUGGAGUAGUCUUGGUGUGGAGAAGAUGGAUGCAUGCAGUUCUAUCGAGCAACCUUAUAUGCUUCUUACGUUUGUGUGCAGGGAAGGUUAUUCUCGAAUCUGUCGUCCUCACGGCGCUGGUCGUCGUGAGUCUCACGAUCUACACCUUCUGGGCUGCGGCGAGGGCCUACGACUUCACCUUCCUCGGCCCUUUCUUGUUCUCUUCCAUCAUGAUACUCUUCGUGUUCGGUCUCAUCCAGGUGUUGUUUCCUGUGGGAAGGAUCUCCGCCAUGAUCUACGGCGGGUUGGCCGCCAUCAUCUUCUGUGGCUUCAUCGUCUACGAUACCGAUAACCUGAUAAAGCGGUACUCCUACGACGACUAUAUUUGGGCUGCAGUAGCUCUCUAUCUCGACAUCAUCAACCUCUUCCUCUCUUUGCUCACUCUCUUCA